This is a messenger RNA of Episyrphus balteatus (marmalade hoverfly), 9865 nucleotides long. RefSeq names its product unconventional myosin heavy chain 6 (gene Myo81F). The coding region runs from base 403 to 7281 and encodes 2292 amino acids. The record is from RefSeq and is a predicted model, not a curated record. Gene Ontology annotation, biological process: signal transduction. Gene Ontology annotation, cellular component: cytoskeleton; myosin complex. Gene Ontology annotation, molecular function: cytoskeletal motor activity; ATP binding; protein binding. The transcript has 24 exons. Lineage: Eukaryota; Metazoa; Arthropoda; Insecta; Diptera; Syrphidae.
AAUUCGGUCCGAAUUUCAGAAUAGACUUGUUCGUUUCGUCUCUACUUCAUUUUUCUUGUCCCCCAAAAAUGCUAUCCUUGGGUGUAAUAAUUCUGUGCUAAAGAGAAGAAAAAAAGGGAGUAGUUUUAUGUGUUGAUCAAUAAAAAUUUAUACAAGAAAAAGUUUGAAUCUUUGAAUCUCCCUUUAAAGUGAAGAUUUGAAAAACUUAAAGAAAAAAUCAUUCCUUAAUAUGAUGAGAAUGAUAGUGUACUGUGUUGUGUAAUCGUUAUCAACUGAAGGAUUAAAGAGCAUAGCUUUGAUCCUUUUUUAAAGUUUAAUUAAACAAAAAAAAAAAAAACGGAUAAUUGAAGAAGAAAAAUCUUCAUUGAUUUCAACCCAAAGUCCCAUUUUCAAGGCCCAAAAAUGGUUCUAAAUUUUCUCGAGGGUCGAUUGGGUUCCACACCCGACAAAGGUGUGACGGACAUGACGACCAUAUCGGAUAUCGAUGAAAAUGGCAUAAAUCAAAAUCUCAAAGUUCGAUACCAAAGAGAUCAAAUAUACACAUAUACAGGAUCGAUUUUAGUAGCAGUCAAUCCAUAUAAGGACUUGGAUGUCUUCACAACGGAGUACGUAUUCAAGUAUCACGGCCAGAAGUUGGGAAUACUGCAGCCUCAUGUGUUUGCCCUUGCCGAAGCUGCUUAUAAGAACAUUAAGGACACAAAUAAAAAUCAGUCUUGUGUUAUAUCCGGUGAAUCAGGUGCCGGCAAAACGGAAACGACCAAAUUUAUUCUACAGUAUUUGUGCACAGUGACGUGCGACGUCUCCACAUGGGUGCAGCAACAAAUCCUCGAAGCCAAUACAAUACUCGAAGCAUUUGGCAACGCAAAAACCAUCCGCAAUGACAACAGUUCCAGAUUUGGUAAAUUCAUGCAAGUGUGCUUCGAUUCAAAAUGGUGCAUUCGAGGGUGCAUUAUCCAGGAUUACCUACUCGAACAAUCCCGCAUAACAUUUCAAAGUCCUGGCGAAAGGAACUACCAUGUGCUGUAUCAGCUUGUGGCAGAGGGCCAAAAUAACAAAGAAAUGGCCAAUUCAUUUCACCUCAAAGAACCUUCAUUUUAUCGAUAUUUAAAUGGUUCGGGUAAUGUCCAAAUGGAUAUACCAACGGAGGCGAAAAAAUUCGAAGCUCUACGGAUGGCAUUUACUGUUUUGCAAAUACCACAACCAACAAUUGAUGGAAUUAUUAGGGUGUUGAGUGCAAUUUUAUGGUUGGGCAAUUUGGAUUUUCAAGAUAUCGAUGGGGAACGUUGUGAGUUGGCUGUGAGUGAUAAGGAGAUUGUGGCAACAGUUGCAGAUUUGUUGGGCUUGAAGGCCGAUGAUGUGCAGCAAGUUUGUUUGAAGAGACAAAUCAAUGUGAGGGGAAAUAUUACAAAAAUUCCAUUGAAAUUUCAAGAGGCACGAGAAAAUCGUCAUGCUAUGGCAAAAGCACUUUACUCGCGAACUUUUGCAUGGCUUAUCAGUCAAAUAAACAUCUGCAUCAAUCCCGGUCAGGAUUCUACUCGAUUCCUUGGAGUCCUUGAUAUAUUUGGAUUUGAAAACUUUGCAGUGAAUUCUUUUGAACAACUCUGCAUCAACUAUACCAACGAAAAACUCCACAAGUUCUUCAACCAUUAUGUGUUCGCUCUCGAGCAGGAAAUUUAUAAACAAGAAGAAAUCAAAUAUUCACACAUCGAAUUCACUGAUAAUACGUUGUGUCUUGAACUGAUCGAAAAACCACCACGAUGCAUACUCAAACUCCUUACCGAGCAGUGUCACAUGCCCAAGGGAUCCGAUUUGGCUUACCUUACAAAUUUACACGGUGAAUUCGAAUCGAAUGCAAACUAUGUUAAAGGUACAGAUCGACGGCAUUGGGAAACCGAAUUCGGUAUAAAACACUAUGCCGGUUGUGUGUUGUAUACGGUGAAGGGAUUUGUCGAUAAGAAUCGGGACGUGCAACAGGAUGUUUUAUUUGAUUUUAUGAGCCGCAGUGAAAAUGUCUUCGUGCAGGAAUUGUCUUCCUAUCAGGAUCUUCUUUCAAUACAAUCACAAAAUCAAAUAUCCUCAGCAACUGUACAAAGGGGCACCUCUAAGGGCAAAUUAACUGUAAGCGAUACAUUUAGAGUGCAAUUACAAUCGCUGGUAGAUGUACUUCAAAGUACAAAUCCAUGGUAUGUACGAUGUAUUAAACCGAACUCAGAAAAAGUACCAAACGAUUAUAACGAUCGACUAGUCUUAGAUCAACUUAGAUACUUAGGUAUGUUAGAUAUAAUUCGGAUUAGACGUGAAGGUUUCCCCAUACAUCUGACAUUCGAGGAAUUCGUAACGAAAUAUCGAUGUUUGACAAAGCAAAAGCAACGUCUGCCAACAGCACGUGAUCAAGUAUUGGCUGUGAUAAAGGAAUUGAAUGUGCCAUCGGUUGAGUGGCAAGUCGGUAAGACUAAGGUCUUUCUGCGUAGUCGUGCCCAUGAACCGUUGGAAGAUGUACGAAUGCAAAUUAUUAAUAAGAAUGCGCUGAUAAUACAGCGAUCAUGGAAAAGGUAUUUGGCAUUGAAAAAGUAUCAAAAGAUGAGAAAUGCUGCUUUGAGGAUACAACACGCUUAUAGGGGAUGUAAGUUGCGUAUUGAAUUCUUAAGGAAGAGAAGAGCAGCCAUUGUUAUUCAGGCACAUUUGCGAGGAGUUUUUGCAAGAGAGGUUGCCACUGCACUGCGUGAAAUGCGUCGUGUAGACGAAGAAAUGCGUAAACGUGAACGCAUCGAAGCCGAACGCAAAAAACGUGAAGAUCAAGCUCGUGCCGAUAAGACAUCUGAAGAAGAUCGCAAAGCAAUUGAAGAAUGUGAAAGCAUGCACAGUAUUGGAAGCGCUGACGAGGAUGGUGGAGGAAUGGUUCAAGAAGAGAUGAUUGCUUUAUCUGCCAUGGCCGAACAAAUAAACUCAAAAUUAAAUCAACCUUUACCGCCUCCAUUGCCACCAUUCGAUGGAAACACCAAGGAGACACUUACAAAUGGUCAUGCCACACCAUCGGUUGGGGAAACCCAUCAACAGAGCAAUGAUUCUGUCGAUUUGGACAAUUUGUUUGCUUUCCUCAAUACUUCAGCAAAUCCUCUGCUCGAAGAAAUCAGCGAUAAAAUGGAUGGAGUAAUUCAUGAUUUAGAUGUCGAGUUGGAAACUGUUCUCCAACAAGAAAUGGAAGGUCUGGCUAUGGAACGUCCAGCCAAAACACCACCCAACAAGGGAGUCCCAACUCUACCAGAGCCCACAAUGCCUCCACCACCACCACCAACAGCUAUAAACGGCACAGCCCAUCCUCAUACCCAUUCCCAUCCUCCACAUCCUGUACAACCUGUCCAAACUCCAAUCAAAACAGCCAAACCAAAAGACCCAGAACCAAUCUACGAGGCUGUCAUUCCCAAAGAACUACCUCCUCUGCCAGAGGUGAAUGAAGCUCCACCACCACCUCCCCCAGUUGUCCACCAGGAACACGCCAACAUGAACGGAAAUCUCAACACGAAUUCCCAACCCCAACCACCACCACACAAAUUGCGACCCAAAAGUCCUGCAAUCACAAAUAUGGUUCGCUCUGCCAGUCCGUCAUUACAACGAACACCCAGUGGACCGAUUAGUCCCUCAUCACCGAAACACAGUCGACCCAGUUCAAGAACCUCCUCGACCGGUGGUGGACAUCAAUUUGCUGAACGCGAACAGCGACGCAAACAUCGUGUCGAAAAGAAACUCCAAGAAAUGCAACAAAUCGAUGUUUCAGAGAAAGCCAAGGAUCCACUUCGUGAUGAUUUGUACUAUGAUAUUCUUGAAUUUGCUGAGAACUACUUCAAUAUUCAUGAAAGAACUCCCGAAGGGACAAUUAUGGCUACUUUGACUAGAAAGGGUAAAAAGACUUCAGAUUUGGUUCCAAAGUAUGAAAUGGUUACUUAUCAUCGAGGUGAUAAGAUUCCAUCUUCCCAUAUUCAUAUGUAUGAUCCAGAGAAUAUUGUUGUGGCGUGUAAUAUAUUCAGAGAACUUGGAAAGUAUAUCCGUGGGGAGUUGAAUGCUGAAAGGGAAUUGCAAGUAAUUCAAUACAUUAUUGGCCAAGGCAUUGAAAGGGAAGAACUUCGAGAUGAAAUCUUUGUUCAAUGCAUGAGGCAAUCCACGAAUAAUCCACAUUCGGAAUGGACAGAUCGGGUUUGGUUGCUUCUUUGUUUGACCAUAGUUGCUUUCCAACCUAGUAAGCUACUCUUUAGGUAUUUUGUGAGUUUUCUCAAAAAGAAUCUAGAAACCCUCGAUGGGAAGCUGCGACAGUACACCCAAUGGUGCUUCGAUAAUUGCAAAUGCACCAAAGUCUCACCUCGACUACAUCCACCAUCCAGUGUUGAAGUAGCUGCCAUGAGACGUCUUGGAACAAUUGUUUGUCGAUUCUUCUUCUUAGAUGGUCGAACUAAAGCCAUCGAUGUUCACCCAACUGACAGUGCCAGUGAUGCUGUUGCAAAGCUUGCUGAUAAACUUAAUCUUUGCAACACCGAUGGUUGGGCAAUCUAUCAAUCUCGUCCUGAUGGAGAGGAGCACGUCAAAUCUCAUGACUAUUUGUACGAUAUAAUAGCUGCAUGGGAAAUAAAACAAACAAAGGCUUCGUCAGGAAGUUCAACAAUGCGCCGAAAUGCAGCCACUUCUGGUUCGGGAGAAAAUCGUUUUGUUUUUAAGAAACGUUUGUUCAAAACUACAAGAGAACUCUCACAAGAUCCGGUGGAGGUUAAUAUGCUCUAUGCUCAAGCUGUUUAUAGUGUUGUGAAAUGUGAUGACUUUCCAGUUAGUGAGAAAGUUGCUCUUCAACUGGCCGGCCUGCAGGCUCAGGUAGCCCUUGGAGAUCCAUCAAAUCAACCCAAACCCGAAUAUUACACAGAUGUUGGCAACUAUCUGCCAGAACGUAUAUCCAAAACACGUGAGGAGCAAUUUUGGGUACCAAUAUUAGCUCAAGCCCACCGGCAAUAUGGUGCGGCACGCACCGAACUCACUGCCAAAGUUUUAUAUUUAAGCUGUGUUAUGCAGUAUCCACUAUAUGGCACCACAAUGUUCCAGGUGACAUAUCGUGGCUACUGGAGCUAUGGCAAUAGUCUGAUUUUGGGUGUUAACUGUGAAGGUAUCAUGCUGAUUCAAUCCGAGGACAAAUUUGUUCUCUAUGAUUUCCGAUAUUUUGACAUUGAAUCGAUAAUGCUAGAUCCUAGUGAUAGUUUCAUUACGAUCAAUUUGAAUCGAACCAUUCAACACCAAACAUCAACUACGCCAACUAGUCCAACGGCAGAACAACAGAGGUGCUUUGUAUUUGAGACCUCGCAGAAGAAUGAAAUUGGAUCGCUGAUUGUAUCGUAUUAUCCACCGUUGUCUAAUUGGAUAACGGAGAAUGAGGUUCCGGCAAAGAAAUCCAAGGGUAUUACAAAUGAAGAUCGUGUUAGGUUGUAUCAGAAUGUGGUUAUAUGUCGACGGCAAUUGAUUGAUGCUGAGGUUAUGAGGAAGCCUCAGGAUACAAGUGGAGGUUUCUUGAGGAAUACUCUGAGGCGGUUGUCAAAGCAUAGGUUGGAAAAAUUACGUGCUGAGCAUGGCAAUGCUGUGCAAGAUCAUGGAGAAACUUAUAAAGGAUUUCCACAUGCAUUUUGGGCAUUUAGUCGACAACCGUUGCCGCAGAGUUUGAGUAAGCUAGCUGAUGCUGAGGAGAAUGCAAUGUUGCAAAUCUUUCAAGCUAUUCUUACAUAUGCUGGUUUGGGAACAAGUGGUGAAGCUGUUCAAAGAGCUGAAGAUGAACAUAUAACACUUAUUCAGUCGAUAAUGGAUCGCUGUAUGCGAAAGGAGUCCUUGCUAAAUGAACUGUACCUUCAGCUAGUCAAACAAACAACCGAUCAUCCAGAUCCUAAUUCAAGAGUUAAUCUCAGACAUUGGGCUUUGCUAUCGUUGGCUUGUAGUGUAAUUUUACCACCAAUGAAGGUGCUUCGAAAAUACCUUAUUGGACAUUUGAAGAGAUGUGCCAGUGAUUCAAUUACAGAAGAAGGCAAAUAUGCUCGAUUUGCUGAAAGGUGCUUUUUCAAAACUCAAGGAACUCGACGCCGCCAAUGGCCACCAAGUCGUGAAGAAAUUGUUUGCACAAUCAAUCGUCGUCCAAUUUAUGCCCGUUUCCAUUUUAUGGAUGGUCAAUAUCAUUCAGUUGAAUUCCAUCCAAGUUCAACAGCAAAUGAAGUUAUGGAAUUGGUUAAAAAGAAAAUCGGUUUACAAGAAAAUGCUAUGGGUUAUGCUAUAUAUGAAGUUUUAGGAAGUUCAGAGCGAAGUCUUUUACCAGAAGAAAAAGUAUCCGAUGUCAUGUCCAAAUGGGAAAAAUAUAGAAAUGCUGCUGCUCAAGCUGCUCAACAGCAGUCUAGUCCGUCAGCACCUCCAUGCCGUCGUCAACAUCAUAUAUUCUUAUUCAAAAAACAUCUAUUCUUCGAUCACUACAUGAAUUUGGAUGAUCCUGUUGAAAAGGAACUCCUCUAUCAUCAAGUGUUGCAUGGAUUGCGUAGUGAAAGAUUCCCCAUUACUGAAAUGGAAGCUAUAAUGCUGACUGCCUUGCAAGGUCAACUUGAGCUGGGCGAUUGUACAGAAAUCCUUCAUGAUUAUCGUAUCAUUGCUAGUCACUGUCUACCGCCCAGAUUCGUUCCGAAUAUACCUCACGAAGCAGUGGCUAUGCAUCAUCAAAGUUUACGUGGCAUGCUUCCAGCUGAAGCCAAAAAGUCCUUCCUUAAUCUCAUCCAAAGUUGGCCGCUACAUAAGGCAACCAUAUUCGAUGUUAUGCAAUCGUUCACAUCGAAUUGGCCCCGAGUUCUAUGGCUGGCUGUAGAUCAAAAUGGUAUUCAUUUGCUGGAGCAUCGUUCAAGGAACACACUCUGUACAUACGAAUACGCCUCGAUUCUGUCAUACUCGCCAAAUCUCAACUGUUUGAUGAUAAUAACCGGCACUGAUAAAAAACAAUCCAAGGUUAUCCUAACAACUUCACAGGCCUUCCAAAUUGCAAAUCUCAUCCGAGAAUAUUCUCAAGUUAUUCAAUCAAAAGCUGAAACAGCAAACAAAGGUGAUUUACCACCGCCACCGGUACCAGAGCAUGCAGCUCCAUUAAAAACUGCCAACACAAACAUCAUCAAUACAACUCCAACGACGACACCAUUCGUUGUGGCAGAACACCGAAAGAGUACCUCACGCCCACCAUCGAUGAUCAAAACUCCAAAUGCGGCUCUAGUAGCCCCACAACCUAGCUAAUAUAAUCUUUUUAGUAAGUGGGGAUGACAUAAGAAAUUUUGAGUGAGCGUAAUUAUAAGCUACAAACGACAGUAGAAUAACACAAACACACAAUAUUUCAACCACUUACAGAACAACAAAAAACAACACUAUCAUUACCAGCUUUUCGCAAGCAGAGAAAGUAGUAGUAACAUUUUUCGCUUUUAUAAAAAAUUUACAAAAAAAAAACUUGUACAGAAAAAGUGUAUAUGUAUUGUAUUGUAAUUUACUAUUAUUAUCUUUUUUUCUUGUAUCAAAAAACUAAAACAAAAAAUCUAGAAAGUUGACUUGACUGAUUGUGCGCAAAUGCAGGAAUGAUUAAUAAAAAAAAUAAGAAAAGCAGGUUAAAACAAUAUAAAAACAGAAAGGGACAUUAAAUACUAAACUUACAAAAACAAAUAUAAUUUUAUGUUUAACAGUUAAAUACAAAUUAAACCCAUAUAAGUGAGAUUCUCGAUUCAAUUAGAAUUUAAUUUAUUUAUAAUAAUUUUAUAUAUUUUUAUUUCCUAGUUUAUUUUUUAUGUAUAAAGUUUAAAUUAAAUUUUUAUAAUUUGUUUAGGUGUAUAUAAUUAUUUUUUUUUUUUUAAAUAAAGUUUUUUUUAUGUACCUACUUGAAGUUAUUUUUUAUUUUUAUUUUUUUUAUUUUUUAAUGGUUUGAAAAUACAGUGAUCGUUAAAUAAAGUAAAAAACUUUCCAAGAAGAAAUUACUUAAGAAAGCCAUAAAAAUACUAAAUUAUUGGUCGAAGACAUCAUUUGGUUUUUAAAAGAGUGUACACGGAGUACGAUUUGGGUGGAAUAAUAUUUCGAUUCCUCUGAGACUUAAAAUAUGCACAAUCUAAGGCAUUGAUGUAUACCAGCUAUUAAAGAACCUAUCACUAAACUGCUUAACGAUAGCUCAAACAUGUAAACUCAGAGGGUAAAUUCAGUAGGAAAUGUCAUACCAUCCAAUUGUUAAAAAUUAAACGAAAGAGCUGAGGUAGAAACUGAAAAAUAAUAAAAUUUCUUUAAUAUUUAUUCAGAGAAAGUUCUUAUAAUCUACAAGUUAAACGAUGUAUAAGUGCUUUGCACUGCAAGAGCAAGUACCUACGUGUAUUUUAUUUUAAUCGGAUUUGGUAUUGUGAGAGAAAAUGUUCUGGUGCCCACUUACAAAAAUCAAUCUCAAUACUUCUUCGGGCCCUAUCUUCAAACUCCUUUUAAGUGGUGCUAACAUUAAAUUAACAGAUAUUUGCGGGAAAAUAGCACGAGAAAGAUUGUUGGUUCACAAAAUGGCUGAAUAAUAAAAAGAUGGCUAAAAGCCAUCAACUUUGAGUUGUAAAUUUUGUUUUUUGCUUUAGUAGUAAAAAGAUGGGUAAAAGUGAACAGCUUUCAGUUGUAAAUUUAGUUUUUUGCUUUAUAACUUGUUAAAACAAACAAUUUAUUCAUUCUUUUGAAAAGUUCUAGUUUGUUUGUAGAAUUUUGUUUAGUAUUUAUGCGCCAUCGGAAGACGAACCUUAUCUGAAAGGUUGGUGUUUCUGAUCACACUUUUAUGUGUCAAAGAUAAAUAAAUGUAUGAGAAACUAUUUUUGAAAUAACCCAGCAAAUGCGAUUUACUCUUAAAAUCAAAAAUGAAAUCUUCUGAAAUGAUAUCUGGUAUUCUACAACUUAACUUUAUUUGCUUCAUUUAUUGCAUUAAAAUCAUCUGAUCUCCAGUAAAUGUACGAAAAAAACGCGUACGUUUCAUUCAAAGCAGUUAUUUUCAGCCUAUUUUCCACUUUUUAGUCAAGUUUCCAACAAAGUAGCCUUGCUAGACAUACUUUCAAUAACAUGCACUAAAAUAACAAACUGUCGACUGUCGGUAUUUAUACAUAUAUUGCUAACAAAACGAAAGAGUUGUCACACAAACUUCCAAUAAAAAAUGCAAUGCUUUUUUAUCAUAAUUGCUUUUCCUGGAACACCUAUCAGAACAUCAGAAGAUAUUGCAGCCGAGAAACGAUUGGAAAAACAAAUCCAGAAAAUGACGAGAGAGGAAAUGUCAUAUGAUGAGAAUAUGGAGUUUGUUGACUUUUAUUACAGAACCUUCAAAGUAGAAUAUUCAAAAUCCUACGACCUCUGGUGGUGGCUUGCAUGCAUGCAAUAACCGAUAACUGAGCUUUUAAUUAAUUUUUUCAACAGCGUGCAAGAAAGAAAAAAGCCUUUAAUUGCAAAUAAUAGGCUUUAAUUUUUCUCCGUGAGCAAUAAAAUCAUUUUAAUUCUAUAAAGCUCCAUGCACUUUAAAGAACACUUAAAUGAUACUUUUAUGGAAAAAUCACUUUGACUUUUUAAACCUUUGAUUUUAAUUUUUAAUGUUUUACUUUUUUAUGCUUAUUUUUAAAUACUCCAUCUUCCAGCAAUAAUACCAUGAACUCAAACAAACAUAGUACAUAAUCACUUAUAACAAAUAUGCUGUAAUAUACAAAAAAAAUACUUUUAUUCAACAACACCUACGUAAAAUUAAAAAAAAAUAAACCUAUUUAAUAUUUUCAAACAAUUACAAAUAAAUAAAAAAACAAUACAUAUUUUACCACAAACAAGACAAAAAAAUAUUUUA